GCGGUGGUAGUGUUAUUUGUAUCAGUGAUUGUAUCCGGUAAUGUUUUUUAGAAUAUGUUUGAAUUCGGACGCCUGAUAUUUGUGUGUUACCUAUGAGACUGUAAUUACCGGGACCAUUUAUAAUAUUUUAACUUAAUAUUCAUAAUGUGUUUUAUAUAUAAGUUUCGCUGUAAUUGCCGUUAGUUAUUGAAUUAAAGUGUCUAGAGCGAGUGUUGCGAACGGGCUUCGGUGUGAGGGUUGUGGCUCCCAACAGCCACGAUGGGGGCCCAGCAGGCCAAAGAACGCGGUUCUGCGAGCGGCGCCUCAAUUCGUUCAACACGGAAUAAACCCCGUGUCCCAAAGGAUCCCCGUAUGCUUGGCUCAAAUAUAUUCACUGAACAUAGUGAAGCGUUGCUGCAAAGUCGUCCGCUUCCCCAUAUACCAGAUUUACCCGAUGGGGAGGCAGCUGCACCAGCAUUGCCACAACCAUUGGACUCGGCGAACAGAUGGACUUCCAAAGAAAAUCUAUUGGCGCAUCACGAAGAAGAUGAUCCUCAGCUCUUCGUUGCGCUUUACGACUUCCAGGCUGGUGGAGAAAAUCAGCUGAGCCUGAAGAAAGGUAGGUUAUGUGAACAAGUGCGUAUAAUGAGCUACAACAAAAGCGGCGAGUGGUGUGAAGCGCACACGUUGGGCGGCGGUGUGGGAUGGGUGCCUAGUAACUAUGUCACACCUGUCAACUCAUUGGAAAAGCACUCGUGGUACCACGGUCCCAUUGCUCGUAAUGCGGCUGAGUAUCUUCUAUCAUCGGGGAUCAACGGAAGCUUCCUUGUCCGUGAGUCUGAAUCGAGUCCUGGUCAAAGGAGCAUUUCUUUAAGAUACGAAGGACGCGUGUACCACUACCGCAUUAAUGAAGACUCCGAUGGAAAGGUGUAUGUGACGUCAGAAUCCAAAUUUGGGACACUAGCCGAACUAGUUCAUCACCAUUCGGUUCUUGGCGAUGGUCUUAUCACCCAAUUGCUGUACCCUGCGCCAAAGCGAAACAAACCAACUGUGUUUCCUCUGGCCCCACCUGACGAGUGGGAAAUUGAUCGUACGGAUAUUGUGAUGAAGCACAAGUUAGGCGGUGGCCAGUAUGGAGACGUGUAUGAAGCGGCGUGGAAGAGGUGUAAUAUGACCGUCGCAGUAAAAACUUUAAAGGACGAUACUAUGGCUCUAAAAGACUUCCUCGAGGAGGCCGCCAUUAUGAAAGAGAUGAGACACCCGAAUUUAGUCCAACUUUUGGGAGUCUGCACACGUGAACCGCCCUUCUACAUCAUCACAGAAUUCAUGAGUAGGGGAAAUCUCCUUGAUUACCUUCGUACGGGAAAUAGAGACCAUAUAGAUGCUGUGGUACUCAUGUACAUGGCCACGCAGAUCGCUUCGGGUAUGAGUUAUCUCGAGAGCCGAUCUUUCAUUCACAGAGACCUGGCGGCCCGCAACUGUCUCGUCGGUGAGAAUCACCUGGUGAAGGUGGCCGAUUUUGGCUUGGCUCGUCUGAUGCGGGACGAUACAUACACUGCCCACGCCGGUGCCAAAUUCCCUAUAAAAUGGACCGCUCCAGAGGGCCUGGCGUAUAACACGUUCAGCACCAAAUCUGAUGUUUGGGCUUUUGGUAUACUUCUAUGGGAGAUUGCGACGUACGGGAUGUCACCAUACCCCGGCGUUGACUUGGCUGAUGUCUACCACAUGCUUGAGAAGGGUUACCGCAUGGAAUGCCCUCCCGGAUGCCCGGCCGCUGUGUACGAGCUAAUGCGUGGAUGCUGGCAGUGGAAUGCAUCCGAUCGCCCAUCAUUCCGCGAAAUCCACCACGCCCUGGAGCACAUGUUCCAAGAUAAUUCUAUUACUGAAGAAGUGGAAAAGCAGCUCCAGGAGGGUUGUACCGGAACGCCUCAGAUGUCGUUGAAGAAGGCUGGGAGCAUCGGGGCGCAGGCAUCAGGCGAUCGUGGCGUUCAAAUGCGUCGCCCGACUAACAGGCGCGGCAAGCAGGCACCGCAGCCACCCAAACGUACCAGUUUGUUGUCAUCAUGCAGCUCAUUUCGCGAGUCGCAGUAUGCAACUGAGGAGCAAACUCACGACGAUGGGCUGGCUUCUCUUAAUGGUGGGGGUCGGGUUGGGGCUCGUGAGGCGUCAUCGGAGGGGUCUUUGGCAGAAGCAACUCCAGAUACUGAUGAGUCAGCGGGCGCUGUAGGCAUGAGCUUGGGCGCAGCGGAACAUCGCCACAGGCCUAAGCGUCGCCACCACGGCCAUGGCCCUUCACAUCAACAUCAGACAUCGCAUGACGUCCCUAAGCAGGGUGUACAAGUAGCAGCGCUUGAAGUGCAGAACGUGAAACGCGCAAUAAAUCGCUACGGAACACUUCCAAAAGGCGCUCGCAUUGGAGCCUAUUUGGAGUCGCUUCGUCAAAGUGGCGCCCCCUGCGCUCCGAGCUCGCCUCGCGAAUCCCAACAAGAUGAAGCUAGAUCUCUAUCGCCUAAAACUGCCCGAUCUCAACCCCACAUGAUACGAUCAAAUUCUUCGGGAGGUGUAACUGCCCCUACGCCGGCUUCGCCCAGAGCGACGCGCGCGGCUCCCCCUCUUAGAUCAUUCACCAACAGUCCUAUUAAACCCCGACCAAGACUAGCUGAACUAGAGUUUCCCCCUCCUCCCCCGGACCUUCCUCCUCCGCCCGAAGACACACCGCAACCACCCCCACCGCCCCCACCACCAGAUUGCUGCAACGCCGGCACCGACACGGCGGACAGACUAGAAACACCCACCGAAAUGGAAGAAAAACCAGCAAAACAAAUCAUGAAAGAAAUGCUCGAGCUGAAGCUCGUCGCGGAAAUCAAAGAACGCGCCGACAAGAAGAAACAGAAACUCAAAGAGUCACCUCCUCAUGAAAUCCUCGAGAUGCACACAUCGUUCGGUGACCCCGUCACAAGAUUAGUCUCCGAAUUGUCGGAGAGCUUAAAUAUGGAAGCCUUCCGAAAGGGUGACAAGAAAGAGUCCAAACCCGAGACAAAAGAAAAGGUCUCCCCAAUUGAUCUCAAAGCGAGUCUCAGGAAGACAUCGUACAACAAUAAUAUUGACAAAAAACCUGGUCUCGACACUAAGACCAACACAGACUUCAAGUCGCAACUAAAAAAGGUUGAGACCAACAGAGUAAACAAUACAAAGGAUUCUGACGAAUCUGGCAGAUCCAUAAUCGAUUUUAAAUCACGAUUGCGGAAAGUCGACAGCAAUUCGCCUUCUACUAACGGCCAAGCAAAGAAAGUUGAGAACUCUCCGGAAGAUUCUAGAAAAGAUCUUUCGAGUAAAAGUGAUGAUUCCGAUAAGAAGAGGUCCGAGAGUGGAUCUUUAGAUACGAGUGGUGGUGAUGAAGAUGAUAAACGCCGUAGCACGGGCAGCAUAAGUAGCCUGAAGAAGCUAUGGGAGUGUAAGGAGAGUGAUGAACGCUUGAGUCCUAAAAUGAAGCCAAAAGAUGAGAGUGAAGAUGGAUCUCCUGAUGAUAGGUCAGGGCUAGGCCGUUGUGGAAGUUUGCAAACUCGGCGUGAUGAUAAGCCAGCAGUGGCUAGUAAGCCGUCAAUUCGUGGUCGGCCUUUGGGAAAAGGUGGUAUUUAUGCCACUCCUCUGUCUGCAAAUGCAGACUGUGAGGAUAACGACGCUCUUGCUGCGUUAAGAAUGUCUUUGGAAUGCUGCACGAAUGAGGUUCGUCGUGGCUGUGGCGGAAGCGGCGGUCGCGGAUCAUUAUGGCGUCUUCAAACGUCCGAGCGACUUGCACGCCUAAGCAGUGCGUGUAUGUCCGCAGCUUCUGCUAGCAGGUGUGCACCACAAUUGCGCGUGCAGCUAAGAGCUGCCGCUACGCGAUUGGAAUGUGAGGCCAGAGCUCUGGCUUCACCGGCGCCUCAUCAUCAUCACCUGGCUGAUGGAGUGGAACAAGCACUCAGGGAUCUCGCUAAUAUUGUGCAUAGAUAAAUUCGCUUUUUUCGACUGCAACUUGAUUACAUCACAUCAAGCAACACUUGCUAUACUAUUCUUUAUAUUUUGUAUUAUUAACAAAUGCAUUGAGAGUUUUUUUUUCAUUUUAUAGUAUUAAUAUUUUCAAAGAUAAUAUUAAGACUUAAGAAAUGUCUCCCUUAAGACUUUCAGCUAUAUGCAGUUCGGAAGUAACUUUUAUUUAAAAUGUGUAAUAAUUGAAACAUGCGUGUUUGUUUAGAGAAGACAAUAAACACAUUUCUGUGUCAGUCUUUAGGCAGUAUAUGUGCCUACCUACCUGCCCAUAAAAGUUAUAGGUAGGUAGGUAUAUAAGUUGACCUGGAUCAUGCACGCAAUGAAUAAACUAAACCACGAAGGCAUGAAGCCUUACAUACUAUUAUUACUUCAAGUCGUAAAUUUGGCAAACUAUAUUGCUUGUUUCGCAACGUUUCUGCCAAAAUGUCUGUUUACACGUUUAUUAAAAACAUUAACAAAAUGCGGAAUUUUUUUAUGACUGGAUCACAAUUUCUUAACACAAAAAAAAAUAUUGUCACAAAUCAAAUAUUAUUAUGAUAAUUCAGAAUUAAUGCAGAAAUAAAUGUUGCUGAUAGUUGUUACAAUUUAACUAUACUAGUUAUCAUGAUAUAACAUUUCCGUCAGUGCAUUAUCGUAACGAAAUAUAAAAUGGAUAACAACCAAAGACACCCGUUUCAUAUUAAUUACCAGCAAAUACUCUUUAGUUAUAGUGUAUUUUAGUACAAAGGUUAUGAUUUACAAAAUUAAAGAUUAGUACAAGAUGUAUGUAAUUUAACAAUUUAGAAUUUGCGAACAUAUUCCUUUGUAAAGACUGAAGUGAAUGAUUUUGUAGUUGCAAACGAUUUAUAUGAAGGGCGCUAAAUUUAUUUUUUAGGUGUUUAUUGAUGUAAAGCGUAAGGAUUUUCGAUUGUCAACAAAAUACUCACUUGGAUCUUAUGGCGACAUAAACACCACACAAGUUCUCGCGAAUUUAAUCAAAACCAUUUUUUUUGUAAUUCAAUGUAACUGGAAAAUUCUUAAGGCUUUACAGAUAUGAAAAUGCGCCAACGUUAUAGAUACUGCUAUAGAUUUAGGAGUCAUUUUUUUCCACGUUUUUAAAUACAUAAAUGUGAUAAAAUAACGAGAAUGCAUGAAAUAGUUUUCUGAUGGCGGAUUUCGUAAUCAGUGGCUCCUAAAUAUACUAGCAUCUAGGUACGCCCUUGUCUGCAUAAUAGACUCAAAAUAUCAAUGGCGUCAAAGUCAAUAAGUUCAUGAAGUAUGAUUAUUUUCUGUGCCAAAAAUUGGGAGUGUUGAGGAGUCGCAAAUACUCUUUAAGUAAGUUAGAAACACGGCCUUGAAAGUCUAAAACUCAGAGACAAUUGCGAACUGUCAUCUGCCAUGUAUACUGCCAGAUUCAGUUCGCACUCACUUGUCUAUGCGUCCUGGCCUAAGCUCACAUUAUUGGACGCAAAAAAGUAAUUAAAUUAGCACAUCACGUCGUCGCGGAAGCGUUAAAACGGCGGCCGACAUGACGAGCUUUACACUUCAAUUUAUAAUAAGUGAGAAUGACCUAAAUUUUGUAGUUUCGAGGUCGUUUCAUUCCAUAGUAAGUAGGUUUAGUGAUUGCAUUUAGCCUCACCGAAUGUUGUUUGGGAUUUUUUACGUUUUCAACAAUAUUUCGGCUCGUUCGCGGUUCAUACACAGCUCAUUUAAAAAAUGAUUGACAAUUGUUUUAGACAGUAUAUUUAUUAAAGCCCGCUUGUGGUGGAUUUUCAUGUUGUAACAUUUACAACAAAAACAUAUUUCACCAGUACUACAUUUUUAAACAAGAUUGCGUUUUUAGAAUUCAAUUCUUUAAUUCCAAUGUCAAUAUAAAUUUAUUAUAACACGAUUUUCCACAAUUAAUGAGCUGUGAUAUGAUAGAAGCAUUUUCCGACUCCCGCAUACAUUCCUGUCGCUUUCCUAUCUAUUGCCUCCUACCGCUCUAGCAUUUUUGUAUAUUAAGUAAGUGUUUUCGGACCAACAGUCAUUAUUAUUUUGAAGUUGGUCAUUCGUGGACCGUUGGUUGGCCUAUUUUUGAAAAAAAUUUUUGGACCCCGGGUCAAGCUAAUAUAAGAUUUCUAUUUAAGUUAGCGUGCUGUGAUACGGCUUCUUAAUCGGAAUAUGCUCAACAGGUGUUCUUUUUUCCUUUUUCAUUAUAUUUAACGAAAUUAUUUAAGGUAUCUUAGGUGAAAUACUAUAUAUAGGUAACCAUUUAUAUUAAACGUUAUUUAACAGGAUAUGCUAGUCUUUAUUAUUACAAAUUGUAAGGAUACGUAAGUAUUAUUUGCGUACAUCACUAUUAUAAGUUUAGUAUUCGUAUCCCCGUAAUAAAAACUAAAUCAGCGACCUCUUUAGACUACCUUUGUCUCUUUCUCUGUAAUUGUGUUUGCGCUGUAUUGAAAAGAGAUGUGUUCUAGUUAAAACGCUUGUGGCACCGUUUAGUUUUUAUAGGGGGUAAGUUUGUAGAUAACGCUUAACCGUAUAUGCCGUUCGGCCUUAGAGACUAUUUACUGGAACAUUUGCGUGUAAUAUAAUUAUCUGGAGCACUCUGAAUCAGUUCAAUGGGAUUGGACCGAAGGUGAGCUCAAUAUACGAAUUUAUGACGGGCGUGUGCUAUGUGUAAACGCCUUUUGAAUUUAUAGAUACCCGGUAUUUAUAAAAGUGAAAUAUAGCGGUAAAGUUAUUUGUCAGUUGAAAUCAGUGAAAUGAGUUGUAAUUGUUAAUAAAUAAAUACUUAGUCGUACGCCCUGGUGGUACUGAUAUUUAUAUAUGAGACGUAUAAAACAACUAGCGGCCCAAAUACCUUUAGAUCUGGCCGCAGAUCACUGUGUUUGUCUCUUAAAAGCCUUAACCUGACGAUUUUGCAUUUCACAAGCAUUAAAUAGUUGAACAAAGUUACUGAUUUUGUAAGUUCAAAAGUCGUUUUAACGUAAGGUAAAGCUGGCGUAUGAAUAUUAAUUGGACUGCGUUCAGAGAUAUGCGCCUAUAUUACUCUACUUCAAUGUCUAUUUAAUUAUAAUAACGUAUAUUUUCUAUAGAAGUUGUAAUAUCCUGUAUUUUCUAAAAUUAUAUUAAGUUAUUUACCAGUGAUCAAAUAUAAAGAUCGGUUUGUGAACAUAUAUCAUGUGUGUUAUAUUGAUGGGAUUAUGUAUAUUUAUUUGAACUACAAAAUAUAUUUUAUUUUUAUUCAUAUUAUGCAUUUAUUUUACAAACAUUUUUGAAUGUGCUGAAUUGAUUUUUGAAAUAUAUAUUGUUUUUUUAACACCUCAAUAUAACACAUGGCUUAUCGGCCUUAUUAUAAAACGCAGAAUAUCUAGUCUACGUUUUGUAAUAAGGCUGUAUAAAUUUAACCACAUUGUAUAUAGUAGUUCCAGCUUUGUACACUUAGAGUUAUAGCUACAUAAACGAUUCGUUACUCAUCAAACAAAUUGUUUUAACUAUCCGUUAAUGUAUGGUCUUAGUAUGGUUGGCAACUUGUUUUGAUUGUUUUCAUUGAUUAUAAUAUUCUUUUAUAUAUGCACGUUAUUGAUUACUCACCCUAGCUU
Molecule: messenger RNA, 7574 nt
Organism: Pieris brassicae (large cabbage white)
Lineage: Eukaryota; Metazoa; Arthropoda; Insecta; Lepidoptera; Pieridae
Gene: Abl
Product: tyrosine-protein kinase Abl
Exons: 16
Coding region: 259-3972 (1237 amino acids)
Biological process (GO): protein phosphorylation
Molecular function (GO): protein binding; protein tyrosine kinase activity; ATP binding
Source: RefSeq, a predicted model, not a curated record